Dreissena polymorpha is the source of this 2229-nucleotide messenger RNA. RefSeq names its product aspartate aminotransferase, mitochondrial-like. The record is from RefSeq and is a predicted model, not a curated record. Bases 72 to 1364 code for a protein of 430 amino acids. Gene Ontology annotation, cellular component: mitochondrion. Gene Ontology annotation, molecular function: L-aspartate:2-oxoglutarate transaminase activity; pyridoxal phosphate binding. NCBI's taxonomy places the organism in Eukaryota, Metazoa, Mollusca, Bivalvia, Myida, Dreissenidae. The transcript has 11 exons. Gene Ontology annotation, biological process: L-aspartate catabolic process; biosynthetic process.
CGAUAGAGUAGUUUGUAACCGAUGUUGCGCGAUUUAGCUCCCUUUUGACCGACCUUGAUCGUGGUGAAGAAAUGUCUGCUGUUAAAAACGUAGGUUCGCGUGUUCUGUUUGCAGCGACUGGGAGAAAUUACAUCUUGCCAGCAGUUUAUUCCAGAUGCAGUUCGGUUUGGGCUGAUGUUCCAUUGGGACCCCCAGAUGCCAUUUUGGGUAUCACUGAAGCAUUCAAGAAAGACAAGAAUCCCAAGAGGAUCAAUUUGGGUGUAGGGGCUUACAGAGAUGAUGCCGGAAAACCAUUCAUUCUUGAGUCUGUCAAAAAGGCUGAGCGACAGAUGAUAGAGGAAGGUUUGGAUCAUGAGUAUGCCCCGAUAUCUGGUUUCCCAGCUUUCACUGAGGCAUCCGCUAAACUGGCUUUAGGAGACAACAGCCCUGCUGUUGCCGGUGGACUGAAUGCUACAGUACAGGGUAUUUCUGGGACUGGAUCUCUAAGAAUUGGAGGGGAUUUUCUGAAACGAUUUUAUACCAAAAGCCACGAAAUUUACUUCCCAACACCUACUUGGGGAAAUCAUACACCAAUAUUCAAAGAUGCGGGCUUGACAAUCAAGCCAUAUCGUUAUUACGACCCUAAAACCUGUGGCUUUGACUUCAAUGGAGCCCUAGAAGAUAUCAGUAAAAUUCCAGAAGGCUCCAUUAUUCUGCUCCAUGCGUGUGCACACAACCCAACAGGAGUGGAUCCCCAGCCUGAACAAUGGAAGGAGAUUAGCAAAGUUGUUAAAAAGAGGAAGCUGUACCCAUUCUUUGACGUGGCGUACCAGGGCUUUGGCAGUGGCUGUAUUGACAAAGAUGCGUUCGGUCUUCGACAUUUCAUUGCUGACGGCCACACUCUGUGCCUUGCACAGUCGUAUGCCAAGAACAUGGGCCUGUAUGGUGAGAGGGUGGGAGCAUUCACGAUCGUGUGUUCUGACAAGAAAGAGCAGGAGCGAGUGAUGUCCCAGCUGAAGAUCCUCAUCCGCCCGAUUUACUCCAACCCACCCAUCCACGGCGCUCACAUCGUGGCCAAGGUUCUCAACCAACCAGAUCUACGGUCUAUCUGGCUGAAGGAGGUGAAGCAGAUGGCAGACCGUAUCAUCACGAUGCGUACGCGACUUAGGGAUGGACUGAAGAAGGAAGGCUCUUCCCAUAACUGGCAGCAUAUCACCGACCAGAUCGGCAUGUUCUGCUUCACUGGUCUCAAGCCACCUCAGGUUGAGCGUCUGACGAAUGAGUUUUCUGUGUACCUUACCAAGGAUGGCCGCAUCUCAGUCGCUGGUCUGUCCUCAAACAAUGUGGAUUAUCUCGCAUCGGCAAUGCAUCAAGUCACAAAAUAAAUGCAAGGAAAUAGAAGGAAUAUUUUGUGAAAAUUCUGUUUCUUGACUUAUUUCCAACUUGCUACACAGUGCUAUGAAAAGUGCUAUAAGAUUUAUUUAAAAAAACAAAAUCAUUUAUAAUCUUGUUUCAUAUGGUUUGUGACAUAUUUACAUGGUGAUGCAUAUUAUAUUCAGUAAGGAGAUUUGAUAUUGACAAUUUAAAUGAUGAAUUACUUAACUAAUGUAGGAAAAAUAUUUUUUGGAAAUAUUUUUUCAAGUUUUCGUAGAUUUACACCUGGCAUUACCAUAACUUUUAUAUAGCGUUAAGAUACCUUAGAUAGGUUUUGAUAUUGCUUUUAAUUUUUAGAAUAAUAUUUUUGAUUUUGCUUGUUGAGAUGCAGAUAAUUUAAUUUAGAAUUUGUACCCAGAUACCAAUCAUAUAUAUAGAAAUCUCCACAUGUUAAGGUUUGUAUUUAGAAUUAGUACACUAAUCCUUUAUAAUGUUCAAAGUUAUUCUUUUAAAAUGUUUUUUAAUUCCGUUAAAAUAGUUUUCAUAUUUAUCAAACGCUUAUAUGGUAACGCAAAAUUAAAUUGUGUGUAUAAACCAUUUGAACAUGUUUCCUUAUGUCCUUAGUUAAUAAAUACUGCUCUGUUUGCUCUUUGACUGAACUGAUGCAUCAUGGGACAGUGGGAGGAAUCGGUCAAUUAUUUGAGUGGUCUUGAACCUUUCUUGUCUCUGUUUGUUGUUAUCUCUUUACAGUUAUCAUACAAAUUAUGAAGUUUGUUGUUUUGUUUGAAAAUACAGCAAUAGUGCAACAUGCUUUUGAUUUCUUUGUUUUAUGACUUCUAUUAAUGAUUAGGGGCUUUAUUAAACAUAACAACCACA